CCGGCCGGCUGGCGGCCAUCGUUCGCGGGACUGGGCGCCCGACUGCGAGCGAGCGCCUGUGCAGUGAUCUUCCGGCGGUAGCGUGUCUCGACAGCGAACUGGGCACGGCAGCGGCGCAGGUCUGAGGACACGCCUCGACAAUGGCCGACAACCAGGCGGAGUACGACGAUGGCGACCGUGCGCCGCGGCCGCGGCACAACGGCCGAGCGGGCGGCGGCUUCGGCGGCGGGGGAGGCGGCUUCCCAGGCCAGGCGGCGCCGCACACCGACCUGCCGCUGCGCAUCCUCGUCAACAGCGAGAUGGUGGGCGCCAUCAUCGGCCGCCAGGGCAACACCAUCCGCCAGAUCACGCAGAACACCCGCGCCAGGGUAGAUGUGCACAGGAAGGACAGCAACGGCGCCACAGAGAAGGCCAUCACCAUCUACGGCAAUCCGGACAACUGUGACAACGCCUGCCGCGAGAUUCUCGACGUGAUGACCCAGGAGGCAGCCAACACCAACAAGGGGUACGGUAGCGGUACGGCUGGCCCCCGGGCGCCCUGCCGCGAGAUUCUCGACGUGAUGACCCAGGAGGCAGCCAACACCAACAAGGGGUGGGAGCCUCUUACCGUGACCAGGUGA
Messenger RNA from Pollicipes pollicipes, 620 nucleotides. Its product is annotated as insulin-like growth factor 2 mRNA-binding protein 3-A. The coding region runs from base 141 to 620 and encodes 159 amino acids. Lineage: Eukaryota; Metazoa; Arthropoda; Thecostraca; Pollicipedomorpha; Pollicipedidae. The record is from RefSeq and is a predicted model, not a curated record. The transcript has 5 exons. Gene Ontology annotation, molecular function: RNA binding.